Paramecium sonneborni is the source of this 2980-nucleotide messenger RNA. The record is from the annotation of a GenBank genome assembly. NCBI's taxonomy places the organism in Eukaryota, Ciliophora, Oligohymenophorea, Peniculida, Parameciidae.
AUGCUGAUAGAUUAUCAGGUAAAUGUUUCAUAUGUCCAUCUGAAUUAAAUUGUUAACAUUGUUCUUAAUAGCAAAAAUUGUCAAAAGAUUCUUGGAAGAUUAAUAUUAGAGCUUUCUAUCAACUUUUUAUUAGUUCAAAUUAUGAUCAUCCUUUUAAAGUUUUUGCUCAAAGUGAAAGUAAGAAUGAUUAUGAAAUUAUUUGCACUUUUUGUAACAAAGGAUAUGAAUUAUUUAAUGGAAACUGUAUAAAGGAAUGUCCUGAAUCAUGCUUAUAAUGCUAAUGUUUAAAUGGUUAAAAUUAAUGUAUAAAAUGUUAACUAGAAUUCUAAGGUAGAAAAUUAAGUUUAUCUGAAAAUUAAUGUAUUGAAUGUCCUUAGAUUUGUGCCUUAUGUAGGAUAAGAUCCAUUCAAGAAAUUCAAUCAAUUAAUCCUCUUUUUAAUAACAAUAGAUAUAUCACUAAUACAUAUUAAUGUUUAAAAAGUUUUGAUGAUUAAGAUUAUUUUUUUGAUUAAUAACUAGGAAGUUUCAUUGAUUGUAAACAAUUUUAAAACUGUUUAAAAUAAUAUAUCAUUCCAAUUAAUCGAUAUUGUUCCUAAGAUGAUUUUCUAACAACUUGAAAUCAGAAUUUAAAUUCCUAUUAAAAGUCAUAAUUUAAAAUUAGAAACAUAUUUUUAGAAAUUUAUAUAGUUUGAAAACGAUGAAUUUUAUUCUUAGGCCAAUUCUAAGUUAAUUAAGACAAUCAUUCUUAAUAUUGUGAGUAUCAAACCACAAAUAUGCAAAAUUAAAGGUUAUGCUUCUAUUAAAUAGAAUUUUAGUUAGAAUAUUUUUUUUUCAAAUAUGUAUUUAUUAAUUUAUUUUCUAGAAAUGUAGAAUUAUAAAUAAAUUUCAAUUAAAAUACUAUCAUAGAAUAUGAAAGAACUAUAACCUUUUUGAAUUUUAUUAAAAUAACAAUUAUUGGAGGAAAAUUGUAACCUGUAGAAAAUGAACAUCUAAAAUAAUUAAUAUUUUCUAGUAUCUUUCUUCAAAUGAUAACGUUAGACACUAUUAUAUAUUAAUAAAUCUCAUUAGAAAAUGAUAAAUCUCAAAUAAUUUUUAAUAAUGUGAAAGAAUUAAACUUAAUUAAUCUUAAAAUAAUUAAUCUUACAUAAAAUAAUAAUGAAAAUUUUAUUUUAAUUAGAGAAACUUCUUUUACAAAAAUAAUUAAGCUUUAAGCUUUUGAAAUUUUGAAUUCCACCAUAAGCAAUCAAAAAAUAUUGUUUUUUAAUAUUAACCAAUAAGAUAUAAUUGAAAUCAAGGAUUUAUUUGUGAUUGGAAAAUUUUAGAAUACUACCUUGAUAGAAACAAGUACUUGGAACAAUUUUGGAAAUCUAUUUGUGAAAAAUAUAUUAGUAGAAGAAUAUUUAUAAAUCAAUCAAUUUAUUUAAUCAUUAAAUUGUAACCUAAUUUGAUAUAUUUUCAUGAUAUUAGAAUAUAGGAAAUUUUAUUUGAGAAAUCUUAAGUCGAUAACUCAACACUUAUCAUUAUGAAUAAUGAUAAUUAUUUAAGUAAUUUAACAUUAAAAUAUUCUAAAUUUGGAGAACUUACUUAAGGAAUAAUAAAUUCUAAUGAAUUAUUUGAUGAAGAUUUUCAAUAGAAUUCAAUAAUAUUGUAAUAUAACAUAUUGAAUAUCAUUAUACAGCAAAAUUUAUAAAUUCUAAUAAGUACAAUAAUGGGAAUACUACUAUUAAAUUUAAUAAUUUAGCUAUUUUAAAUAAUUAAAUGACCUCGAUUUAGUUGGAUUUCAAUUGGAAUGCUAAAGCACUUGUCUUAUAUUCAUAGAAUUAGAUUUUAUUGAAAUAAGGAAUUUAAAUAUUUAUAGAGGUUUUGGAGUAAAGGAUAUAAGUAUAUAUAAUGCAAGACUCUUAAGGAUUACAUCUAGUUAUAUAACUUAAUGUGAUGAAUUUAAAUUUUUGGUCUUCAUUAAUAUCUUGAUUGUCAAAUCUAAGAGGUAAAAGGAGAAUAUUAUUUAUAAUCGCUGUUUAUUUCUUCUGUAGAUGAUUUAUAGAUUAUUGACAUACAAAUAAAAUAAGUUUAAUCAUAUAAUUCUGCAAUUAUAUAAUAUUAGUCUUCUGAUAUCACAACAUAAUAAUAGCAAGUAACAAUCUAUUUAAGUAAUUUUGCUGUUGAAUCAAAUUUCUUAUUACUAACAAAUCAAAAAUAUUUCACAGCUAUCUUAUUUAUAGAAUCUAUUCAAUAGACUAUACUAGAAAUUUCAAAUAUUACCUUUAUUGGAAAUAUUUUACAUGAAUACGUUAAAAACAAUCUUGAAAUAUCUUCAUUAUUAUUGAACUUUAAUUGUAUAUAAAGAGUUAUUACAAUAAUAGAUUCCUUUUUUUCUAAUAACACUCUUUAUAACAGUACUGAUAAUAUCAUCUACAUUAAAAGUGAACAAUUAAAAAUACUAAAUUGUACAUUUUAUUAAAAUAGUUAUUUCAAUUAUUAAGUGAUGUAACCAUUUUUAUUGUGGGGAUUUAGAGAUUCAGAAAAAUUAACAUAUUAAUAGAUUAAUAAUAUCUUUAAAGUAAAAUCUAAAUCUGGGAUUGGUUAAUUUUUUAUAGAGAAGCUAGACAUUUAAUUUAGUAAUUUUGAAUAAUCUUUUGGAUUGUAAGGAGGAUCAUAAUAUAUUGAAGCUUAAAAAAAUAGUAUAAUUACUAUUUCAUAUUGUUAAUUUAAUAAUGUAUCAACUACUUUUUCAAAUGAUUUAGGAUUUGGAGGAUCAACAUAUAUAGAUGGUUCAGCUUCAGAUUCUCUUUAAUUAUAAAUCAAUAAUCUGAUUAUUAAUGAUAUCAUAAAGAAGAUGGAGGAUUUCAAUACAUAAAAUCAAAUUCUCCAAUAAUUUCAAUUUCAAUUUAUUAAUUAAAUAUCAAAAAUAUCUAUUCAAAACUUGGAUCAUUUAUUUAUGUUGCUUUUUCUUCUAUUACUUUUACUAUAUAAGAAGUGA